Messenger RNA from Humulus lupulus (European hop), 2791 nucleotides. RefSeq lists its product as uncharacterized. The coding region runs from base 179 to 2464 and encodes 761 amino acids. The record is from RefSeq and is a predicted model, not a curated record. Gene Ontology annotation, molecular function: zinc ion binding. The transcript has 5 exons. NCBI's taxonomy places the organism in Eukaryota, Viridiplantae, Streptophyta, Magnoliopsida, Rosales, Cannabaceae.
UUAAAUAUUCUGCCACUUCUAAUCUUUUUUUUACCCAGAAACAAACAUGUAGCUUUAUUGAAGAAAAAACAUAAGAAAUCUAGGCUAAAUCGCAGAGAGCAAGAGAGAGAGAGAGAGAGCGCAAGAACUUUCUACCGUUGGAGAAGACAAUUUGCAAGGCUCUUUGCUACGACUCUCUAUGGACCCAGACCCAUAUAAUGAACGUACUUUUUCUAUUGAUAGGAGUGUGGAUCCAAGUGUUGGACCACAGGUUCCUGAUCUAGAGGUAGAAGAACCCAACAAUAAAAGUAUCAUUCCACUACCAGUAUGUGCAGCAGAUGAAGAAUUUGGGUCAAUUGACUAUGAGGAGGACUUUGAGUUACAAGAAGAAGAAUAUGAGCAAAACAUUCAAACUGAGCAAGAUGUUGGUAGGCCAACCAAUCCUAGUUAUUGGUGGGCAAGUGUCACACAGUUAUGCCAACCAAAUGAAGAUGCAGAUGAUGAUGAUGGGAUAGUGUCUGAUGAAGAUUUAAAGAGCCUUUCAAGUGGAGAUGAAGGGUGUGGUCCCAAAAAAACAAAGAAAGAUUUUAAUCCAAAUUCUAAGUUUGAUGACUUUAAGUUCAUGUUAGGAAUGGAGUUUGCCACAGUUGAACUCCUCCGAAAUGCACUGAAGGAGUAUUUUAUGGCAAUAGAUAGGGAAUUUGUUUAUGUCAGUAAUGACUCAAAUAGGGUGAGGGCAAAGUGCAGGGCAAUAGGAUGUCUGUGGCUGUUAUAUGCAAGCCGCCUCAAAAAUGAAGGGAAAACUUUCAGAGUUCAAACCUUGAUUGAUAAUCACAACUGUCCAUUAGUGCUUAAUAGUAGGCUGGCAAAUUCAACAUGGUUGGCUAAGCACUUUUUGGAAGAAUUCAGAAUGAAUCCGAACAUGAACUACAACACUUUUAGAGAAAGGGUUGGCAAAACUAAAUACAGUCAAGUGUCCAAUUGGUCAUAUUACAGAGCUCUUGCAAAAGCUAAAAAUUUGCUAGAGGGCAGCGUGAUGGAUCAGUAUGCUAUAUUGGACGACUGCUGCAGGAUGCUUCUAGCCACAAACCCAGGGAGCACAACUAAGAUCAAAACCAAAAUAGAAAAUAGAAAAAAGAUUUUUGAAAGGGUGUAUAUAUGUUUGAGUGAAUGUAAAGAAGGGUUCCUCAGAGGUUGUAGACCUUUGUUUGGAGUGGAUGGGUGUUUCUUAAAGGGUUAUUGCAAGGGGAUUCUCCUCGCAGCAGUGGGUAUUGAUAGCAAUAACUCAAUGUUCCCUAUCGCAUAUGCCAUAGUUGAGAAGGAAACUUUUGAUACAUGGAAAUGGUUUUUAGGGCUAUUGAAGGAUGAUUUGAAUGUUGAUGAGCCUGACUUAUACACCCUCAUUAGUGAUAGACAAAAGGGCUUGGAGAAUGCUGAGAGUGAACUUUGGGUUGGUUGUGAAACUAGAUUUUGUGUUAGACAUAUGCACUCCAAUUUCAAGAAAGACCACCCUGGUCUAUUAUUGAAGCAAUUACUUUGGGCAGCAGCAAGGGCCACCACCGUGGCAGAAUUUCAAAAAAGGAUGCAAGAUUUGAAGGACGUUUCUGAGGGUGCUUAUAAUUGGUUGGCUAAGAAGAGUCCGACAGAAUGGAGUAGGUCUCACUUUCAAGUAAAGGCGAAGUGUGAUAUGUUGCUAAAUAACUUGUGUGAGAGUUUUAAUGCUGCUAUCCUUGAAGCGAGGGAAAAGCCAAUCAUAACACUACUUGAAAAGAUUCGAUAUUGGUUAAUGUGUCGUUUUUGCAAGAACAGGGAGAGUGUUACCAAGUGGGUGCAUCCAGUUGGGCAACAUAUAUUGAAAACUAUUGAGAAAAACAAAGAGGUUGCAAAAUAUUGCUUGUCAACAAGAGCUACAUCACAUACUUUUCAAGUGGACACAACAUCAGGCCAGGGGUACACAGUUGACUUACUUAAGAAAGAAUGCACUUGUCGAAAGUUUCAACUCACUGGUAUCCCAUGUGGGCAUGCUCUAGCUUGCAUAUGGACUGUGGGUCACAAUGUCUUAGACUAUGUGGAUGACUACUAUAAGAAAGAUAAGUAUCAAAUGACAUAUGAAGGGGUUAUUCAACCCAUGCCAAGUCCAGAUCAGUGGCCAGACACAGGGAAAAAUCCAAUAUACCCACCAGCUGCUACUAAUUUACCAGGUAGACCAAGAAAAUCAAGAAAGAGGGAUGCUGAUGAACCACCUGUGGGAAGCACCAAGACUCGUAGAGUUGGACAAGUCCACCAUUGUUGCAACUCUAAGCAACAAGGGCACAAUGUGAUGAGUUGCACCAAUACUUUUGUUCCUCAGGACCAUGUUAAAAAAAGGAGAGGGAGGCCUCCAAGCAAGAAACCUACUGAAGCAACCAAAAAGAGAGCAGAAAGGAGAAGGAAACAAAAUGUCAGGGAACAAGCUGCCAAGGGUGGACCUUCAACUUCUAAAUGAUCUUAGUUUUGAUUGAAGCACCAGCAUUUUUUUUAUAUGGUUGUUGUUUUUGGAAGUGUGGAAUUUCAAACACUUACUGAUGUAUUUUGGUAUGCCUUUUGUACUCAAAUGUAACCAUGUUUACACUUGUAGCAAAUGGUAGGUGGGGUAUGAUGUUGGUUUCCUUUUGAUGUAUAAGGAGACAUAUAUGGUCAUGCUUAAUGAUGAUUGGCAUUUAGGCACUUUGGGUGCUGCUUUAAUUUGCAAGGUUGUUUUUUAAUUGUAUUUUGUGUAAAACAAGUCACCAAAUUAUGUAAAAACUCACCCUUUCAAGUUAUAUUCCAUUUG